Messenger RNA from Elgaria multicarinata webbii, 1417 nucleotides. RefSeq names its product lipoic acid synthetase (gene LIAS). Lineage: Eukaryota; Metazoa; Chordata; Lepidosauria; Squamata; Anguidae. The record is from RefSeq and is a predicted model, not a curated record. Bases 109 to 1278 code for a protein of 389 amino acids. Gene Ontology annotation, cellular component: mitochondrion. Gene Ontology annotation, biological process: lipoate biosynthetic process. Gene Ontology annotation, molecular function: 4 iron, 4 sulfur cluster binding; lipoate synthase activity. The transcript is spliced from 11 exons.
CUCCUUCGAUUGAGAGACGUCGACCUGAGGAGAAUUUCAGCGGCCGACUCGCCCCAGCCGCAGGGAGGGGUUGUGGUGUGGGCCGCCCGGGCUAGGCUGAGACUAAACAUGUCUCUGUUCCACCGGGGUUUCUUCCCCCGCGGGGCCGCCUCCGCAGCCACCGUUACAGUGAACCUGAAGAGGCUGACAGGGCUGGAGAGGCCGGUGUUUGGAAACAAUCAACACAACCAAUCCAGAGCCUCAAGCUCAUUGCCAGGGGAGAAGAAGGAACUGUUGCAAAGUGGACCUGAUUUGCAAGACUUUGUGUCUGGGGAACUUUCAGACAAAACUAAGUGGGCAGAAUAUAAAGGCACCUUAAAACGUCAAAAAGGAGAAAGGUUGCGACUUCCUCCGUGGCUGAAGACUGAGAUCCCAAUAGGAAAAAAUUAUAACAAAUUGAAGAAUACAUUGCGUAAUUUAAAUCUCCAUACGGUGUGUGAAGAAGCACGUUGUCCAAACAUUGGAGAGUGCUGGGGAGGGGGUGAAUAUGCUACUGCUACCGCAACUAUAAUGCUAAUGGGAGACACAUGUACAAGAGGCUGUCGCUUCUGCUCAGUAAAGACGGCAAAAAGUCCACCUCCUUUAGAUCCCGAUGAGCCAUAUAAUACAGCAAAAGCAAUAGCUGAAUGGGGGCUGGAUUAUGUUGUAUUGACCUCUGUGGACAGGGAUGAUCUUCCUGAUGGUGGAGCAGCACACUUUGCAAAGACAGUGUCACAGUUAAAAGAAAGGAAUCCAAAAAUUCUAGUGGAAUGCUUAACUCCUGAUUUCCGAGGUGAUCUUAAGGCUGUGGAAAAAGUUGCUGUGUCAGGACUAGAUGUAUAUGCCCACAAUGUGGAAACAGUUCCAGAAUUGCAGAGGAAGGUUCGUGAUCCUCGGGCUAACUUUGACCAGUCCCUCCUUGUUUUGAAACAUGCUAAGAAGAUUCAGCCUGAUAUAAUUUCUAAAACAUCCAUCAUGCUUGGUCUGGGUGAAACAGAUGAACAAAUGCAUGCCACACUGAAAUCACUACGUCAGGCAGAUGUAGAUUGUUUGACCUUGGGACAAUACAUGCAACCAACAAAACGCCAUUUAAAGGUUGAAGAAUAUAUUACUCCUGAGAAGUUUAAAUACUGGGAACAAGUAGGAAAUGACCUUGGAUUUCAUUACACUGCUAGCGGGCCUCUUGUGCGUUCUUCAUACAAAGCAGGUGAAUUUUUCUUGAAAAAUUUAAUACAGAAGAGGAAGACAAAAGACAUCUGAAACAUCAGUAUCCAUAGGAAGAAUUCCACCGCUUUAAUGUAUAGUAUUCCAGAUGGCAACCUCACAAACUGAGUAAAGGAUGAACAUUCAACAGAUUUUUGUUGACUUAACAAAAUUAAACUUAGCCUUGAAGUAUUCA